Messenger RNA from Saccostrea cuccullata (small rock oyster), 2085 nucleotides. RefSeq names its product tripartite motif-containing protein 5-like. The record is from RefSeq and is a predicted model, not a curated record. NCBI's taxonomy places the organism in Eukaryota, Metazoa, Mollusca, Bivalvia, Ostreida, Ostreidae. The transcript has a single exon. The coding region runs from base 33 to 2036 and encodes 667 amino acids. Gene Ontology annotation, molecular function: zinc ion binding.
UUGGGCUGGCUGGAUAUCCAUCUUUCUAUUGAAUGGCUGAGUCAAAAACCGAGACCCCUGUUGCUAACAUUAAAAGGGAUAAAUGCCACUGCCCGAUAUGCCUAGAGGAGGUAAGAAAACCGAAGUAUUUGCCGUGUUAUCACACAUUCUGCGAGCCGUGCAUUCAGACUUACAUUUCAAGUACGGCAGCACAUAAGGAAACCAACACAGUUAAAUCAAUCGAAUGUCCCGUUUGUCGCAGAUGUGUCAACGCUCCGAGGGAAAACAUUUCAAGUGAAGAAUGGGCAUUGGAAUUACCUACUAAUAAACUUGUUCUGACUUUGUCAGUAGAUCCUGAGCAAGAUGAAAAUAAAAACUGUAUGUUUUGCACACGGGCUGAGAAAACGGUACCUGCGAGGUACUGGUGCAAGAUCUGUAUGGAAGCUAUUUGUGAAGAUUGCAAAUCAUUUCACAGACUUGUUCCAAGUCUACAGGAUCAUAAAAUUACAAAUCUUGCGAACAUCAAGGAAGUGAACAGUGAAAUCGAGAUAGAGGAGACAUGUCUCUUUCACAAAGAGAAGGUACUUGAUGUAUUUUGCCACGACCAUCAGCAGCUAUGCUGUAGUGUAUGCCUUGUCAAACAGCAUAAAUCGUGCAAGAAUGUGGACACAAUUGAAGAUACGGCUCUCACGGUUGACCGAGAUUACAUUCAAGACAUAGUUUCCAAAUAUAUUGGUUUGGGAAAGAAUGUUGAAGAUAUGAUGUUAGAAAAAUUGAAUCUGAAAGCCGAACUCAGUACUAAGAAGCAAGAUAUAUGUAUGAAAACUGAAGAGAAAGUUGAAGAAAUCAAAUCACUAUUGGACAAUGCACAUGCGAAGUGGCUAAAACAAUUUGAGCAGAUUCAUGCAGAUUCCAUUGGGAACAUUGAAAUAGCUUAUGAUGAACUGAAGCGGUUUUUCACUACAGUGAAUGAAGCAAGUGCCAUUCUACAAUCAGUGUUAAAAAGUGGGUCUUCUAAACAAUUAUUUAUUACGAAUCUGAAAUUGCAAAAUCAGAUGAAUGACCACAUCUCCCAUUUAAAGUCUUUAAAAAUUUGGAACUUUCCCAAAGAUUACCAACAACAUAACUCGGACUUUCUCAGUCAAAUAUCCAUUUCAAAAGAAUUUGAAGACGUGGUAUUGUCUAAAGAACAAUCUUGGAUAGUUGAGAAAAUACUAAUGAGUUCACCGGUCGUGGGCGACAAAGAAAAUAUUUUACAAAGGAGAAAAAAAAUGUGUCAAAAAGAUUGGAUGAAAGUCAACCUAAGGAAAUUAUCCCAGAUUGAAAAAUUAUCAGAAACAGUUUAUUAUGGCUUGUUUGUUAGCGACACGAUGAUAGUAUUAUCUCACACAAGUCCACCGUCGCUGAAGAUUUACGACAUUAGUUAUUCCACAGGAGAAUGUGUUCACACAGAGAUGUGUGAGCAAAAACCAUACGGCCUCUGUCACUCCGGUUGGAGCUUGAAUGAAAUAUAUGUUUCUUUUAAAAGAUUUAUCAAUCAUUAUCGGAUUGAUGUCGCAAAAUCUAUAACAUUUACAAAACUUAGAACUAUUCACUUAAAACAACAGAUGUUGGCGAUUUCUCGUGGGCCAACAACAGUGUUUGCCGCCAAUCGUUCUGCAAGAAUUAUUUGUUCUUUGGACUUCUGCAUAAAGCAUAGUUUACCAUACAAACCGUCCGGAGAUGUACCAUUCGUUUCUUCGUCGUUGGUGUCAGAUACACAUAGUUUUAUUAGAGAUGGGAUGAUAAUAACUGUAGAUCAGAAUAACAAAGAGAUUUCUAUGAGUCCUGGCGAUCAAAAAUUUAGGGGACUCUCAUUUGACUUAGAAGAUAACAUCUUGGUUUGUAAUAGAUCAUCUAAACUUAAACAGUUUAAACAUGGAUUCGUCGAGAGUAGAGACAUCGAUCCAGCCGACACUGACAUGAACGAUUCUUAUAACAUUAUACUUCAUCCAGCUGGAGAGAAGAUAUUGUUGUUAGAUUUAUUUCAACAAUGCUCUGUUUAUCAGGUAUCUUAGAGAUGAUACUUUACUUGUUAUAAACAAUGUAAAUGCAAUCAUGAAAUUA